Messenger RNA from Tympanuchus pallidicinctus (lesser prairie-chicken), 5327 nucleotides. RefSeq names its product rho GTPase-activating protein 7-like. The transcript has 11 exons. The record is from RefSeq and is a predicted model, not a curated record. NCBI's taxonomy places the organism in Eukaryota, Metazoa, Chordata, Aves, Galliformes, Phasianidae. The coding region runs from base 510 to 3047 and encodes 845 amino acids. Gene Ontology annotation, molecular function: GTPase activator activity; protein binding. Gene Ontology annotation, biological process: signal transduction; actin cytoskeleton organization; regulation of Rho protein signal transduction.
GUAAUCCUUAGUGUGUAAAGCAGUAGAAGCAUUACGUUUAGUGUAUUUGUUCCCACUGCCUGUGGUAAGCACACAGCCGAGUAUCAGGGUGAUGCUGUGUGCUGAUCUCAUUCAGCUGGGCCACUCAGUUAAACGGGGAUUUCUCAGUUUUGCAACUCCAGUGUUUCAAGUACUUCUACACGUCAUGCCUUUCUGUCCUGCAGCUGAUCUAAACGAUACAUUUCUGUGACUGCACAGUCCCCAUUGCUACCAUGGCAGCAGCCAAAGGGGCUGCAAGCGACCGCCGGGGAAAGGAGCCGCACGGCGAAGCCUGCGGGAUGCACACAGCUGCAGGGCCGUGACCCAGCUGCGCUCUCCCGGUUCCCAGCCGGGAUUCUCCACCCCGCUGGGUGGGAUCUCCCCGUUCCCCUUAAAGGGCAGCGGGCGGCAGGGCUCAGCUGUCCCCGCGAGUCGUUCGGAGGGACAGAUAUUGCUGUGCUUGGCGUGACGUGGCUCUCGUCGUUCUUUCUAUGGCAGAACUUGAAGCCAGAGAAGCCUGUGCCUGGCUGCGGGCCGCCGGCUUUCCCCAGUAUGCCCAGCUGUUUGAAGAUAUGCAGUUUCCUAUUGACAUAAGGACUGUGAGGAAAGACCAUGAAUUUUUAGAUGGAGAUGCAAUCGAAUCACUGUUCAGACGGCUGAACACGUUGAAUAAGUGUGCGUUGAUGGAAGUGGAAAUAAACUGUCAGAGGAACCAGAGCGACGACUCCGAUGAUGAUGAACCUUGUGCAAUAAGUAAUAAAUGGGCGUAUGAGCGGUGCAGCCAGAAGUGGUUUCGCCUUGAGAGCCUAGAAGGUUCCACAGAAGGUGCUGGUGCAUCCCUCCCAGGCAGCCCAAUGCUGAAGAGCACUGGUAAUGAAAACAGAGUCCUUUUGGACCAUGGUGACAAACACGAUACGUCAUCAAUUCAUAGCACUAGCAGCGGUGACAGUGAUGCCGUUAGCUCCCCAAAGUCUUUUGAAGACAUGGAAGCCAGCCCGAGUUCUUCCAGUAAAGUUGCUUCACUGGAAUCUGCCUUUAAUUGCUCACUUCCCCCCAGUUUAAAUGCCACCAAUGAGAAGAAGCUUUGGGAUAAGUCACCGUACAAAAAGAGGAAGAGCCUUCUAAAGAAAAUGGAGAAGUUGCACUUAAGGAGCAGCAACUUAAGGAGUGGUCAGUCAAAGGCCAAACCCAUCAUAAGUGAACCUUUCCUUCUGGAAGGACUUAAUGAGGAGAAGAUGAAGAUGCUUAACUGUGUAAAUAUCGCUGACCUCCCUGGCAUCCAAACAAAGAACAAUUCUUCCUGUUCUCCUCCUAGCUGCAUAAGAAACAAUAAGUUUGAAAACAGAACGGUGAGCACUGCCCGUCCUCUUAAAAAACCAGAAAGCUGCUGUGAAAGAAAGGGGAGGUGUGCUGAGGACUUGGGCAAAUGCCUGCUGUGGAGUGAUGCAUCUCAGGGAAACCUAAACAAUGAAGUAGAGUUGCAAACAAACCAGAUGUUUCAAGUACCACACGGCCACAAACCUGGCACUUUCCCCAAAGCCCUCAUGAAAAGUCCUGUGUCUCCAGGAGAUGACUCUCCUGUCAGCUGGAGAACUGGCUGCGGAGGGAGCCGGAGCAGAAGCAAGACCAAGGACUCCAAAGCCCCCAGCAGCCCCAUCUCACGCGCAGAUAACAGGCUGAGUGUGUAUGACAACAUGCCUAAUGUUGAAUUUGAUAAGCUGGAAGCAGCAGAAGUUGGAGAUGAUGAUGUUUUUUCAGAACUGAAUAGUGUUAUAGAAGAUGUCAAGGGUCUCAGAAAGCUGGUUGAUCAGUGGACAGAGAAGUUCUCAGAUGAUGGGUAUUUGGACUUACCCAGUGACUUAACGUCUCUGUAUCCGUCCUCACCUAAAGAAAUCUCUCUUGACACAGAGCACUCGGAAGUUAAGAGAGCAGCUGUGCUGUCCUCUGAGGGAGAGGACGGCUGUGAGCUGGGCAAGGAGCUCAGCUCUACAGACCUGGUGUUCAUAACAGACCCUAUAAAGACCAACAGGCACAGGAAGCAAUGUGGGUCUGUGGAAGACAGCAGGAUCGUGGAAGGCUUUUCCACACAGACUGACAGUCCAUCGGCCACCCAGCUGGCCCGGGCACAGAAGCUGGCACUGCUGAAACUCACUGCUGUCAUGGACAGAUACUCCCCUUCCAGUAAGCAGGGCUGGAACUGGUCUAUACCAAAGUCAAAAAAAAUAAACACCUCUGACUACAAGGACAAAAAUGUCUUUGGGGUCCCCUUGCUGCUGAACGUUCAGCGAACAAACCACCCGCUGCCUAUCGGCAUCCUGCAGGCACUGGAUUAUUUAAGAAGCCACUUCCUUGACCAGGUUGGCCUGUUCCGCAAAUCUGGUGUUAGAUCCAGGAUCCUGUCCUUAAGAGAAAUGAAUGAAACCAGGUCCAACAGUGUGUGCUACGAAGGGCAGUCAGCCUUUGAUGUGGCAGAUAUGGUGAAGCAGUAUUUCCGAGACCUUCCUGAGCCCAUAUUUACCAGCAGGCUCUGUGAAUCCUUCCUCCACAUCUACCAAUAUGUGCCGAAGGACCAGCAACUGCAGGCUGUCCAGGCUGCCAUUGUCCUUCUGCCCAAGGAGAACCGGGAAGCCUUGAAAAUUCUCCUCUUCUUCCUACGAGAUGUGGUCGCGUGUGUUGAGGAAAACCAAAUGACCCCAACCAACAUUGCUGUCUGUCUCGCCCCAUCGCUGUUUCACCUCAACACCCUCAGACGGGACACUUCCUCCUCCUCCACUCGAUCAAGCCAGAGGAAAUGCAGCCUGGGGAAGCCGGACCAGAAGGAGCUGAGCGACAACCUGGCAGCCACGCAGGGCUUGGCCCACAUGAUAACAGAAUGCAACAGGCUCUUCCAGGAUAAAGAGUACAGCCAUGGGGAUUCAGUUCCUGUGACCAGAAAUGCUCUUAGCUGUGCCCACAUCAGCUGUUGUCUGCCUCUGGACCUGGAUACGAUCGCCAGCGCUUGUUCUCAUGGGAGACUUCAACUUCCCUGAUAUAUGUUGGAAACAUAACACAGCACAGAGGAAGCAGUCCAGGAGGUUUCUAGACUGUGUGGUUAUGCAGCUGGUAGGAGAGCCUACCAGGCGCCGUGCCCUGCUGGACCUGGUCUUUGCUAACAGAGAAGAACUGGUGGGAGAAGUGAAGGUUGGGGACCAUCUUGGGCAGAGUGACCACAUAAUUGUAGAAUUCUCCGUUCUUGGAGACGUCAAAAGAGUGACCAGCAAAACUACUUCUUUGAACUUUCAAAGGGUGGACUUUGAUCUGUUCAGGGUGCUUGUAGCACGGGUCCUUUGGGAGUCGCUUCUCAAGGGUAAAGGGGUCCAGGAAGCCUUGGACGCUCCUCAAGAUGGAAAUCUUAAGGCACAAGAACAGGCUGUCCCCUGAGCGCCGUAAGGUGAGCUGUAGGGGAAGACAACUGGUGUGGAUAAGCCGGGAAUUACUGUUGAGACUCAGAAUAGGAGUGUCUACGUCCUCUGGCAGAAGGGACAGGCUACUUGGGGAGAUUACAAGGGAGUAGCUAAGGUAUGCAGGGAGGAGGUUAGGAAGGCAAAAGCCCAACUUGAACUCUCAUUGGCCACUGCUGUAAAAGACAAUAAAAAAUCCUUUUGUAAGUAUAUCAAAGGCAAAAGAAGAACCAAGGAUAAUUUUCAUCCUAUACUUGAUGCAGCAGGGAAUGCAGCCAUGGAAGACAAAGAGAAGGCUGAUGUCCUCAAUGCCUUCUUUACAUCUGCCUUUAAUAGCCAGACCAGUAAUCCUCUGAAAAUUUUACGCCCUGAUCUGGCAGUCUGGGAUGCUACUCAUAAUAUGCCCCCAGCAGUUCAGGUGGAGACAGAGAGCUUCUCCUCCAUCUGGACUGUCACAAGUCCAGGGGACCGGAUGGGCUGCACCCUUGGGUGCUGAGGGAGCUGGCGGGAGUGAUUGCCAAGCUGCUCUCAGCCAUCUAUCUGCGCUGGCUAACUGGAGAGGGCCCAGAGGAUUGGAGGCUUGCUGAUGUGACUCCCAUCUUCAAGAAGGGCUGUAAGGAGGAUGUGAGGAGCUAUAUGCCUGUGAGCUUGACCUUGGUACCAGGGAAAGUAAUGGAGCAAAUCAUCUCAGGUGAGAUCGCAGGGCAGGUGCGCUGUGUCUGGGGGAUCAGGCCCAGCCAGGGUUAGUGAAAGGCAGGCUGUGCCUGACCAACCUCAUCUCCUUCUAUGACUGGGUGACCAGCCUGGUAGAUGAGGGAAGGGCUGUUGAUGCAGUCUACCUGGGCUUCAGCAAAGCCUUUGACACGGUUUCUCACAGGCUUCUUUUGGGGAAAUGGGCUGCCUGUGGUCUGGACUGGACAGGUCCUUUGGGUAAGGAACUGGCUGAGGGCUGUUCCCAGCACGUCGUGGUGAAUGGAGUGAAGUCCAGCUGGUGAGCCGUGUCAAGUGGUGUCCCCCAGGGCUUGGCACUGGAGCCCAUCUUGUUUAAUGUCUUUAUUGAUGACCUGGAUGGGGGCACUGAGUGCACCCUCAGUAAGUUUGCAGAUGACACCAAGCUGGGAGGUGGCAUCGAUCUGCCUGAGGCUAGAGAGGUCUUUCAGAGGGAUUUAGAUAAGCUGGAUCACGGGGCUGAGAUGAAUAGGAUGAGAUUCCACCAUCCCAUUCAAGCAUCGGGUCCUGCACUUCAGGCACAACAACCUCAUGCAGUGCUAUAGGCUUGGGGACGAGGGGCUGGAUGGUUGUGAAGAAGAAAGGUACCUGGGGGUGAUGGUUGAUGCUCAGCUGAACAUGAGCUGAUAGUGUGCACAGCUGGCCAAGAUGGCCAAUGGCAUCCUGGCCUGCAUUAGAAACAGUGGGGCCAGCAGGAGCAGGGAAGUGAUCGUCCCUCUGUGCUCAGCGUGGGUGAGGCUGCACCUGGAGUACUGUGUUCAGUUGUGGGCCCCUCACUACAGGAAAGAUGUUGAGGCCCUGGAGUGUGUCCAGAGAAGGGCAAUGAAACUGGUGGGGGGUCUGGAGCACAAGUCUUAUGAGGAGCGGCUGAGGGAGCUGGGAUUGUUCAGACUGGAGAAGAGGAGGCUCAGGGGAAACCUCAUUGCAUUGCACAAGCUCCUGAGGGGAGGUGGUGGUGAGCAGGGGUUUGGCCUCUUCUCCCAGGCAACAAACAGGACCCGAGGAAGUAGCUGCAAGUUGUGAGUGCCAGUGUGUGGUGGUGGAAAUAAAGCAGUGAUUCUACACCCUGCCAUGGGACCAGAAGAGGGAGAAAGCAGCCAACAGCCUUGUCAAUAACACCAAGACAUUUUUUUUCUGAAA